Rangifer tarandus platyrhynchus (Svalbard reindeer) is the source of this 564-nucleotide messenger RNA. The record is from the annotation of a GenBank genome assembly. Lineage: Eukaryota; Metazoa; Chordata; Mammalia; Artiodactyla; Cervidae.
AUGUGUUUUCUGGAAGCCUGUCCUGGCUAUUGUCAUGUGUCUGAGGGUGGGGACUGGAGCUUCUCUGCUCACCACAAGCGCAUGACUUGUUGCCUUGAGGGGAGACCUCCAGCCAGCUGGCCUUCUGGCUGUCUAAUCUCCCUGCCUGUUUCUUCCUCGAGAGCCUAUCUUCUUCCCCACCAGCUGAGGGUGUGUGGCCCCAUGGCAGCACAUAGCCCAGGAGACGCCCCAGAUCAGAGGCUUCCGUGGGAUUCCCACCCUGCACUGGGAGAGCAGUCAGGGUGGGAGGAAAUUCCCCCACAUCAUGUUCCCUUCCUGGUUCAGGGUCAGAUUCUGAGGGCCUGGCCAGUUAAAUUCCCAGUUAACUCUGGAGUUCGUUACACUAUCAGAAAGGAAAGAGGGGGGCAGGCCCGGGGCUUUCCUUUUCUGAGUAGCAGUUCAGUCACCGGUAAAGUGGAAAAGCAGACCCACCAUCGGACAGGGGAUGGACGGUGUGCAGCCACUGUCCAUGGGGUGGGGUUAGAGUUAACCCAGUUCACAAAUGACAUGAAGCCACUGGGUUGA